UUGCAGGGCUGCCGCUGUCUUUCACGAGUGAGGCAUAACCAGACAAAAUGAGUUCCAUGGAAGUCAAGCCGGCCGAGCCCGUUGCCUUUGUCCCGGAGUCGGUCCUUAAGAAGAGGAACCGAGAUGAAGCCUGGGCGAAAACUCGGGCUGACGAGCUGCGCGAGAAAAGGACCAAGUACAAGAAGAACAGAGUAGUCAUCUUCAAGCGGGCGGAGCAGUACAUCAAGGAGUAUCGUGCCCAGGAAGUCGAUCUUGUCUGUCUGAAGCGGUUGGCGAAGCUCAAGGGUGGGUUCUAUGUUGAGGCGGAGCCAAAGGUCAUGUUCAUCAUCAGAAUCAGAGGUAUUAAUGAUUUGCACCCCAAGACGAAGAAGAUUUUGCAGCUUCUAAGGUUGAGGCAGAUCUUCAACGGUGUGUUCUUGAAAGUGAACAAGGCCACCAUCAACAUGAUCCGUAGAGUUGAGCCGUACAUCACCUAUGGGUACCCCAGCCUCAAGAGUGUCAAGGAGCUUAUCUACAAGCGUGGGUACGGGAAGGUCAACAAGAUGAGGAUCCCUUUGACGGACAACGCCAUCAUCGAGAAGGAGCUCGACAAAUUCGGCAUUAUCUGUAUGGAGGACCUGAUUCACGAGAUCUACACUGCUGGUCCCCACUUCAAGGAGGCGAACAAUUUCCUUUGGCCGUUCAAGCUCAACUAUCCUCUCGGAGGAUUGAAGAAGAAGAGAUUGCAUUAUAUUGAGGGUGGUGAUGCGGGUGACAAGGAGACGAAGACCAAUGCGCUCAUCCAGAGAAUGAAUUAGGUUUUCUGUUCCUUGGAUCUUUAGGUUUUAAGUGGUGUCGAUAUGGAGAUCACGGUCAGCUGAAAGAUGUGACGUCAUAGGAUGGUAAUGAGGUAUGCGUCCGCGUGUUGAUGUCGGUCUGCUACGCCGAUCAGAUGGGAACAUGCAUAGAGGCGAGAAGAGAGCUUAGCACAGAUUUGUCCGCAAGAAAAAUUGCUGCAAACGCGAUUAUGUCUGAGCAGAGUGUGUCCGAAAACCCCUGGUUUAAGAGCUGUGGUGUAGGGGACGA
Molecule: messenger RNA, 1065 nt
Organism: Chara braunii
Lineage: Eukaryota; Viridiplantae; Streptophyta; Charophyceae; Charales; Characeae
Source: the annotation of a GenBank genome assembly